GCUCCGGAGAGUCUACCGCGCCGGCCACUGUGGAGGUCGGCGCCCUGCAGGCGAUGAGCCCCGCUGGCCCUCGGGGGCGCGCCACGUGGGUGCUGGCCCCGGGCCUCCUGGCCGUGGCCCUGGCGCUGGGGGGCAGAGGCUGUCUCUCCGCAGGCCCGGGUCCCCUCUCGGGCUCCCUCUUCGCGCAGCCGCCCCCGGAUCCUCCCGUGGCUCCCGGGGCUGGGACAAGCCUGAGGACCCCUCCUGGGCCGAGCGGGGCGGGGCCCCCAGAGACCGCGCAGGACUUGCCCUGCAUGAUUUGGUCCAAUGUGGAAAGCUCUCACUUUAAGACUGCAGCAGAAGCACCACUUGGAACAAAAUUCAACAAGAAAAUUGAAGCCUUUAUCCCACUCCCGACUUCUGCAGCCCCCAGUGGGCCGUGGACUCAUUCCCUGUUUGCUUUCAUACCUCCGUGGCCUAAAAGGGCCUUAUUUAAAAGAGAGUCUCCUGUAGCACACCACCUGGAUAGAGACCUUUCGAGAGAAGUUCAAGGGACUUCUGAGAAUGGAGUAAUUUUUCAGAAAUGUGCACUGCUCCCGCGUCUGUCUCAGCAGAGCUGGGGAGAAGGGGUGCAGGGCUGCUGGGAGGUGUUGGGGCAGAGCGAGGCGUGGACGGCCCGCGUGCGGCUCUUUGUUGGCAACACCAGGACAGGCCUGUCAGCCAACCUCUCGGACCUGCUCUUGCUGGACAACAUCACUGGCCUCGCCGUGAGGGAGUCGGCCGGAAACAGGACCGCGGGCGGACUCCAGGCGUUCCGAAGGACGUUUCUGCAAGUGGGAGACGCCUUCGAGGUCAGCUACACAGCCUCCCUGCAGCGCGGACGCCUGGCGACCGGGGAGAGCCUGCCACUGCCUGCCCAGCUCUCCUUUCGGAGCGCGUCACCGAACAGAACACAGCUAAAAGCCCUUUUUACCAUAACCGUAGAAGAAAAGAUAACGGUUCUGCCGCACCACGGCGUCCACGCAGCAGGCUUCGUGGCUGCCUUCCUCUCCUCCUUCGUGCUGACCUGGCUCGUGCUCUUCUUCGCGGUGCGCUGUCCCUGUCUGCGGCGAAGUGUGCUCGCCAGGCAGCGGGUCGGGCACCACGAGAGCAGGGCGGAACCCUGGCUGUUCACCUCGGUGGAUGGCGUGAAUGAGGACCUCUCCCUUAACGACCAGAUGGUGGACAUUCUGUCCUCUGAGGACCCUGGGAGCAUGCUGCAAGCCUUGGAAGAGUUGGAGAUUGCAACCCUGAAUCGAGCAGAUGCAGACCUGGAGGCUUGUCGAGCCCAAAUCAGCAAGGAUAUCAUUGCUCUUCUGCUGAAAAAUCUCAGCAGCAGUGGCCACCUCUCACCCCAAGUGGAGAGGAGGUUGGGUGCUGUUUUCAAAAAGCAGUUUCUGUUGCUGGAAAAUGAAAUACAAGAGGAGUAUGAUCGGAAGAUGGUGGCAUUGAUGGCUGAAUGUGAUCUGGAAACAAGAAAGAAGACAGAAAGCCAGUACCAGAGGGAGAUGGUGGCCAUGGAGGAAGCAGAAGAGUUGCUGAAGUGUGCUAGUGAAAGGUCCGCUACAGAGUGCAGCAGCCUCCUGCGAAGCCUCCACAGCCGGGAGCAGGAGCAGCUGAGGAAGGCGCUCGCCUUGCAGCAGGAGGAAGACUUCGCCAAGGCUCACAGGCAGCUGGCUGUUUUCCAGAGAAACGAGCUGCAUAGCAUCUUUUUUACACAGAUAAAAAGUGCUAUGUUCAAAGGGGAAUUGAAGCCAGAGGCAGCUAAAAUGUUGCUGCAAAAUUAUUCUAAAAUACAGGAUAAUGUAGAAGAGCUAAUGGACUUUUUCCAGGCUAGUAAGAGGUAUCAUCUAAGUAAAAGAUUCGGCCACAGAGCGUGCCUGGUGCGGAGCCUGCAGGCGUCGGAGAGCCGUGCGCAAGGCCUUCUGAGCGCCGCCGCGGCGCAGCUGCCGCGCCUUGUCCAGAAGCACGAGAGAGCGGGAUACUUGGAUGAAGAUCAAAUGGAAAUGCUCCUGGAGCGUGCUCAGACAGAAGUCUUUUCUAUAAAACAGAAGUUGGACAAUGACUUAAAGCAGGAAAAGAAAAAACUCCACCAAAAGUUAAUAAUUAAGAGAAGACGAGAGUUGCUGCAAAAGCACAAGGAGCAGCGCAAGGCGCAGCUGUCCAUCGGCGAGGCGGCGGAGGACGCGGGCCAGCUCCUGCAGCAGUGGCGCUGCACGGUGGCCGAGCACGGCGCGGGCCUGGAGGAGCUGCAGGAGCGUCUGGACCAGGCGGCCCUGGACGGGCUCAGGGCCCUGACCCUCUCGCUGUCCGAGAAAGCCACCGAGGAGCUGCGGCGCCUCCAGAACUCGGCGCUGACCCAGGAGCUGCUCAGGCGCGGCGCGCCCUGGCUCUUCCUGCAGCAGGUCCUGGAGGAGCAUGGCCGGGAGAUGGCCGCGCGCGCCGAGCAGCUGGAGGGCGAGGCGCGGGACCGGGACCGCGAGGGCGUCCAGAGCGUGAGGCAGAGGCUGAAGGAGGAGGCUCUGGAGGCCGCGGUGGAGGAGCAGGCGGAACUGCGGCACUGGGAGCGCGCGGUCUUCACGAGGCUCCGCUGCGCAGCCUUCUCUGUGUCUGAAGAGGAGCUGCUUGGGCUGCAGCAGGACAUCCAGGGCUGCUUCGCUCAGAUGGACAGGAGCUUGGCCCUCCCCAGGAUCCGGGCCCGAGUCCUGCUGCAGCAGUUUCAGACUGCUUGGCGCGAGGCGGAGUGCCUGAAACUGGACCAGGCCCUGGCUGCCCCCGAGCUGCAGCAGCAGUCCAAGGUGAGAAAGCCACGGGCCAAGAGUAAAAGCAAGAUAGACCUUCUGAAGAAGUGCAUUGAAGAUAAAGUUCGCCUCUGUGAGGAGCAGCCCCCCGAAGACCUGGGUGAGAAGGUUCGGGGCGAGUUGCUGCGGGAGAGAGUGCAGUGGCUGGAGGCCCAGGAGGGACGCUUCGCCGAGGCGCUGGUGGCUCUGCAGUUCCAGAAGGCGGCCAGGGACACUGAGACGCUGUCGGCCUACAGCGCCCUCCUCAGCAUCCAGGACUUGCUCCUGGAGGAGCUGAGCGUGUCAGAGACGCUGACCAAGUCGGCCUGCGCCCAGAUCCUGGAGUCGCACAGCCCGGAGCUGCAGGAGCUGGAGAGGAAGCUGGAGGAGCAGCUGACCCAGCAGGAGGCGGCCCAGCAGCAGCAGGCCCUGGCGAGCUGGCAGCAGUGGGUGGCCAAUGGGCCUACGCUUCUGAACGAGCCCGGGGAGGCAGGCCCUGAAGGGCAGGCUGCCAGCCUCCUGCGGCAAGCCCUGAGCAGGGCCCAGCAGUUCCUGGAGCACCACCAGCAGAGGCUGGGCGCCGAGCAGCAGCGCGCCGCCGCGCUGGAGGCCGAGCUGGAGCGCGCCGAGACCGACGCCUUCGCGGCGCUGCGCGGCCAGGAGCUGAGACUGACGUCCUACCUCUUGAGGAUGACGACGGUGCCUGUGGCCACGCUGCGCCGGCUCCUGAGUGUGGCGCUGCCCACGGCCUCGCAGUCUCAGCUGCUGGCCCUGCUGGAGUCGGCCAGCGAGAAGCACCCGGACCUCGCUGCCGAGGACGAGGGCGGCGCGGAGCAGGCCUGCGCGGGCAGGAGGGAACACCAGGGCUGGUGGCAAGCCUUGGACAGCAAGCUGCGCGGAGAUCUGGUGAGCAGAGGAUUAGAAAAGAUGCUCUGGGCAUGCAAGAGGAAGGAGAGCAUAUUAAAGAAGACCUGUCUGCCCCUCAGAGAGAGGAUGAUAUUCUCUGGAAAAGGAAAUUGGCCACACCUGUCACUGGAGCCCAUUGGCAAACUGGCCCCUGUACCCCUUGUAGGGGCAGAAACCACUGAUGUAUUCAACACAGGCGAAAAGCUCUUUGUCUUCAGAAAUUGGAAGGAGCCGGAGAUCUCAUUGCAUGUUCCUCCCAGGAAAAAGAAGAACUUUCUAAAUGCCAAGAAGGCCUCUAAGGCCUUGGGCAUGGACUAGCCCCAGGGAAAGUUCCACGGGAGCAUCUGAAGACAGAGAGGUUUGUUUUCUCCUGCCCACCAGUGCUUGCUUGUCUAUGAUGCACUGCUCGCAGAUACAGACUGCGCGCAGAAGGCACAGACAUCCCCACACAUGCUGACUUUCAGGGACUCAGUUGGAUCUGGGCUCGUGAACUGGGUGGCUCACGCUCUCCCACACCGCGGGGACACGAGCGCUCACUCCUUUCACUCCCGCCUUGCCGAGGCCCUGGAGGAGGCCUUCACCCUCCAUUCCCGUCUGCCUGUCAGGCUGCAUAAUACUGGGCUGUAUAUGUCGAAGGCAAGGUUCUCUGCUCUUAUAUUUUGUAUUUAUUAUAUAUUCCAUUUUUAUUAAGGGAACUCCUAAAAAUCAAUAUAUGUCACACAAAGCUCUUCAUAAUGGAACCCACUUUUGUUUUACAUCGUAAGAGCCACGUGCUUUUCAUCACUUCCUGUGUCUGGGCACAACACGAGUGCGGAGUUCAGCAGCAGGACUCGCCCUCCGGCUCUCCAGGUGCCAGGAAACGUCCCAGCCCCUGGGUGAUGUUUCCCGUUUUGCAAAUGAGGACACUCAGUGGUUUAAAAAGCUGAAGUGAUUUUUACAUGAUCAUAAAGCCAUUAUAAUAAGUAGUAUGAUCAGGAUUCACAUUUGAUAGCACCAAAACCCUGUCCUUUCUUCUGGCCUUGAUCAGAGGACACGUGGCAGCCCUCACACCUUUGCCAACAAAUAAACGGCACCCAAGCCCUGCAGGCCGACCACAUGCUCCUGCUCGCCCCGGCCUUUCCCAGCCUGGUGGCAGCGCGCGACCCGCAGUGUCUCACGGAGCUGGGCCUCGCCACCCGAGCUUUCCUGGGCCAGGCAGAGUUCAGCUGCGGGUCCUUCCUGAGGGCAGGAAAUCAUUAGGAAGGGAGACCUGUCACCAGGGAGGGGAAGAAAACGGACCAAGGGACACCUGUUACCUGAGGGCUGCUCUAGAGCUUUCAACUGCUUUAACCCGCUUCUUAGUGACCCUCGUCCCCCGACCAGGCGGGCACCCCCACUCUCGUCCUACAGCCAGUGACGCCGAGACUCAGAGUUCGAGGGAUCCACCUGCCGUCACACCACCUACACGGGGAAUCCUAGGCUCUAACUCUUUAACACGCUUACCUGCUGUGGACGCCCAUUUCCGCUGGCAACCUGAAGACCACGUCUUCUUUGCAGUUCCCGCCAGCGUGCACUGAGUGCCACGGCGGGGACCUUCGAGAGGGGAUGACUUCCUCAGGGCAGGUGUGCACCAGCACGACCAGCUGGCCCGUGGCCGCCUCGCUGCACCAGCAGGCACUCGGAGUCAGCAGCUGGAGAGCAGAAGAGUUGAUGUGGCCAGUUUUGCACCAGAAAGGCCAGGGGGCCCUUUUGGUUUUCAGUUUAAUUAUUGUUAGUAUUAUGGGUAUGUGACAGUGCAACUGCCUUUAUAGGGCACACGUGAUAUUUUGAUACAGGCACGCAAGGUGAAUUAAUUAAGUCAGAGUAAUUGGGGUAUUACUCUCAGGCAUUUAUCAUUUCUUUGUGUUAGGAACAUUCAAAUUCCACUCUUUUAGU
Messenger RNA from Microcebus murinus (gray mouse lemur), 5618 nucleotides. It is a transcript of the gene EVC2, whose product is annotated as EvC ciliary complex subunit 2. Gene Ontology annotation, biological process: smoothened signaling pathway. Gene Ontology annotation, cellular component: plasma membrane protein complex; ciliary membrane. NCBI's taxonomy places the organism in Eukaryota, Metazoa, Chordata, Mammalia, Primates, Cheirogaleidae. The record is from RefSeq and is a predicted model, not a curated record.